Messenger RNA from Hipposideros armiger (great roundleaf bat), 8523 nucleotides. It is a transcript of the gene LTBP2, whose product is annotated as latent transforming growth factor beta binding protein 2. The record is from RefSeq and is a predicted model, not a curated record. Gene Ontology annotation, molecular function: calcium ion binding. Lineage: Eukaryota; Metazoa; Chordata; Mammalia; Chiroptera; Hipposideridae. The transcript is spliced from 36 exons. Bases 351 to 5810 code for a protein of 1819 amino acids.
ACAGAGAGGUUUCAAAAAAUAAAGCCCUUCGGUUCCCCCUUCAGAAGGCUACAGCUACGCGGAGAAGGCGCGAAGGUGUAGCGGCGGUGCGCUCCCAGCUGGAGACCCAGCGUGGACCCCAGACGCAGGGCGCGCAGCGCCGGGUGGCUCCCGCCGUCCAGUCCUCAACCCGGGGAGAGCCUGGCCCACAGUCUGUCUGACUCGGGGCCCCCUAGACCAGGAGAAGCGGGCCGCCAGGAGGGGACCCGAGGGCAGCCUGCAGGUCGCCUCGCGCACCAACUACCCUCCCCCCACCCACACACACACACGCUGUUCCCCACGCGCACUGCUCUCCAGAGGCCCCCAGCGCCAUGAAGCUGCUGACCACCACCGCCUACCCUGGGCGCUCCCUGCGGAACCCCUGGAGGAGCUUCCUGCCUCUCACCCUGGCUCUCUUCAUGAGCAUGGGUCAUGCUCAGAGGGAUCGGGUGGGAAGAUAUGAGCUGGCUGGCAGGGACUUGAAUCGGCUGUGGCGUCCCGGGGGUAGUCACCCUUCAGCGGCUGCAGCCAAGGUGUACAGCCUGUUCCGAGAGCAGGACGCGCCCGUCCCGGGCUCACCGCCCGCGGAGCAGACCCAACCCGGCUGGGGGAGCCCCAGGAGGCCCGGCAAGGCGGAGGCCAGGAGGCCGCCCCGCGCGCAGCAGCUGCGGCGAGUCCAGCCACCUGCGCAGACCUGGAGAAGCAAUCCGCUGGGCCAGCAGCAGCCUGCACCCCGGACCAGGGCCGUCCCGGCUCUCCCGCGCCGCGGGACCCUGCAGCGACCCCGGGCUGCGCCCCCAACCUCGCCACGAGGGCGGCUCACGGGGAGGAACGUCUGCGGGGGACAGUGCUGCCCGGGAUGGACAACGGCAAACAGCACCAACCACUGUAUCAAACCCGUGUGCCAGCCGCCGUGCCAGAACAGGGGCUCCUGCAGCCGGCCCCAGCUCUGUGUGUGCCGCUCUGGCUUCCGUGGAGCCCGCUGCGAGGAAGUCAUCCCUGAGGAGGAAUUUGACCCCCAGAACUCCAGGCCAGCACCCCGACGCUCAGCGGAGGGUUCACCCAACCUGCGUAGGAGCAGCACAGCCAGAGAAAGCCCUGCGGCCAGAGCACAGUCACUGGCACCACAGCUGCCCCCGGCCAGGACCCUGAGUGAGCUCAGCCAGACCCACGCCUCCCAGCAACGUGUGGGGCUGUCCCGGACUGUCCGACUUUACCCGGCCACCUCAGCCAGUGGCCAGCUGACUUCCAAUGCCCUGCCCGCAGGGCCAGGCCUUGAGCGGAGGGAUGGCAUCCAGCAGGCAGCAUAUGUGGACCACCAGUCAUCCCCCUGGGGGCUGAACCUCACGGAGAAAAUCAAGAAGAUUAAGAUCGUCUUCACUCCUACUAUCUGCAAGCAGACCUGUGCCCAUGGGCACUGCGCCAACAGCUGUGAGCGUGGCGACACCACCACCCUGUACAGCCAGGGUGGUCACGGGCAUGACCCCAAGUCUGGCUUCCGCAUCUAUUUCUGCCAGAUCCCCUGCCUGAAUGGAGGCCGCUGCAUCGGCAGGGACGAGUGCUGGUGCCCUGCCAACUCCACUGGGAAAUUCUGUCAUCUGCCCAUCCCAAAGCUGGAAAGGGAGCUUUCAGAGAGGGGCUCCCACCACAGGGGCCCACUGGAGGGUCCCUUGAAGCAGUCCACCUUCACAUUGCCUCUUUCCAACCAGCUGGCCUCUGUGAACCCCUCCCUGGUGAAGGUGCACAUUCACCACCCGCCCGAGGCCUCCGUGCAGGUCCACCAGGUGGCACGGGUGCGGGGCGAGGCCGAGGAGGCCCCAGAGGAGAACAGUGUGGAGACCAGACCCUCGCCUCGGCGCCCUGCCAGCCCUGGCCACAGCCACUGGGACAGCAACAGCAUCCCCACUCAGUCUGGAGAGGCCCGACGACCACUGCUCCCGGCAGCUCCCAGGCCUCGGGGGCUGCUGGGCCGAUGUUACCUGAGCGCUGUGAAUGGCCAGUGUGCCAACCCCCUGCUGGAGCUGACUACCCAAGAAGACUGUUGUGGCAGUGUGGGAGCCUUCUGGGGGGUGACCUUGUGUGCCCCGUGCCCGCCCAGACCAGCCUCCCCAGUGAUUGAAAAUGGUCAUCUGGAGUGUCCCCAGGGCUACAAGAGACUAAACAUCACUCAUUGUCAAGAUAUCAACGAGUGCUUGACCCUGGGCCUGUGUAAGGACUCCGAGUGCGUGAACACCAGAGGCAGCUACCGGUGUACCUGCAGGCCUGGCCUCAUGCUGGAUCCGUCGAGGAGCCGCUGUGUGUCGGACAAGGCCGUUUCCAUGCAGCAGGGACUGUGCUACAGGUCGCUGGGGCCCGGCACCUGUGCCCUGCCUUUGGCCCAGAGGAUCACCAAGCAGAUAUGCUGCUGCAGCCGAGUGGGCAAAGCAUGGGGCAGCAAGUGUGAGACAUGCCCCCUGCCUGGCACAGAGGCCUUCAGGGAGAUCUGUCCUGCCGGCCAUGGCUACACCUACUCGAGCUCAGACAUCCGCCUGACCAUGAGGAAAGCCGAGGAGGAGGAACUGGCCAGGCCCUUGUGGGAGCAAGGACAGAAGAGCAAUGGGACCCUGACCAGGACAGCAGAGAGGCAGCCACUCCGGGCAGCCACUGGCACUUGGCUGGAGGCCGGAACCGUCCCUGACAAGGGUGACUCUCAGGCUGGCCAGGUUGCAACCAGUGUUACCCAAGUACCUGCCUGGGUCCCAGGAGAUGCCACAGGACGACUAACACCUCCACCACCUGGACAGGGGAUUCCAGAGACCCAGCAAAAAGAGCAAGUGACCACCCCCACUGAUGUGCUGGUGACCCUGGGCCCCCCAGAUAUUGACAGAUGUGCUUCUGGAGCCAACAACAUCUGUGGCCCUGGAACCUGUGUGAACCUCCCAAGUGGAUACAGAUGCAUCUGCAACCCUGGCUACCGGCUGCACCCCAGCCAGGCCUACUGCACAGAUGACAACGAGUGUCUGAGGGACCCCUGUGCAGGAAGAGGGCGCUGUGUCAACCGCAUGGGCGCCUACUCCUGCCUCUGCUACCCUGGCUACACGCUGACCACCUCAGGGACCACUCAGGAAUGCCAAGACAUAGACGAGUGUGAGCAGCCAGAGGCAUGCCACAGGGGGCGGUGCACCAACACAGAGGGCUCGUACCACUGCAGAUGUGACCAGGGCUACAUCAUGGUCAGGAAGGGACACUGCCAAGAUAUUGACGAAUGUCGUCACCCUGGCACCUGCCCUGAUGGGAAAUGUGUCAACUCCCCCGGAUCCUACACUUGUCUGGCCUGCAAGGAGGGUUACAGAGGCCAGAGCGGGAGCUGUGUAGAUGUGAAUGAGUGUUUGACCCCCGGGGUCUGUGCCCAUGGAAGGUGCAUCAACCUGGAGGGUUCCUUCAGGUGCACUUGUGAGCAGGGCUACGAGGUCACCUCAGAUGAGAAGGGCUGCCAAGAUGUCAACGAAUGUUCCAGCCGGCCUUCAUGCCCCACGGGCCUCUGCCUCAACACCGAGGGCUCCUUCGCCUGCUCAGCCUGCGAAAGUGGGUACUGGGUGAACGAAGACGGCACUGCCUGUGAAGACCUAGACGAGUGUGCCUUUCCGGGAGUCUGCCCCUCAGGAGUCUGCACCAAUACUGCUGGCUCCUUCUCCUGCAGGGACUGCGGCCAGGGCUACCGGCCCAGCCCCCUGGGCAAUACCUGUGAAGAUGUGGAUGAGUGUGAAGACCUCCAGAGCAGCUGCCUGGGAGGCGAGUGCAGAAACAUGGCUGGCUCCUACCAGUGCCUCUGUCCCCGGGGCUUCCAACUGGCCAAUGGCACCAUGUGUGAGGAUGUGGACGAGUGUGUAGGAGAGGAGUACUGCGCACCCCACGGCGAGUGCCUCAACAGCCAGGGGUCCUUCUUCUGUCUCUGUGCACCAGGCUUUGCCAGUGCAGAGGGAGGCACCAGCUGCCUGGAUGUGGACGAGUGUGCAGCUACAGACCGGUGUUCCGGAGGGCGCUGUGUCAACACUGAGGGCUCCUUCAACUGUCUGUGUGAAACUGGCUUCCAGCCCUCCCCAGAGAGUGGGGAGUGUGUGGAUAUUGACGAGUGUGAGGACUACGGAGACCCCGUGUGUGGGGCCUGGAGAUGUGAGAACAGCCCUGGCUCCUACCGCUGCGUUCUGGGCUGCCAGCCCGGCUUCCACGUGGCCCCGACUGGAGACUGCAUUGACAUAGACGAGUGUGCCAACGACACCGUGUGUGGGAGCCACGGCUUCUGCGACAACACCGAGGGCUCCUUCCGCUGCCUCUGUGACCAGGGCUUUGAGACCUCGUCGUCCGGCUGGGACUGCGUGGACGUGAACGAGUGUGAGCUCAUGCUGGCGGUGUGUGGGACGGCACUCUGUGAAAAUGUGGAGGGCUCCUUCCUGUGCCUCUGCGCCAGCGACCUGGAGGAGUACGACACUCAGGAGGGGCACUGCCGCCCGCGGGUGGCUGGAGGUCAGAGUAUGCCUGAGGCGCCCCCAAGAGACCACCUCUCAGGCCCCAUCCGCAUGGAAUGCUACUCUGGGAACAAGGGCCAGCCGCCCUGCUCCAGCCCCCUGGGCCGGAAUACCACGAAGGCUGAAUGCUGCUGCACCCAGGGUGCCAGCUGGGGAGAGGCCUGUGACCUCUGCCCAGCAGAGGACUCAGUCGAAUUCAGUGAGAUCUGCCCCAGUGGAAAAGGCUACAUCCCUGUGGAAGGAGCCUGGAUGUUUGGACAAACCUCGUAUACAGAUGCUGACGAGUGUGUGAUGUUCGGGCCUGGUCUCUGCCAGAAUGGCCGGUGCCUCAACACAGUGCCUGGCUACAUCUGCCUGUGCAAUCCUGGCUACCACUAUGAUGCCACCCGCAGGAAGUGUGAGGAUCACGACGAGUGCCAGGACAUGGCCUGUGAGAAUGGCGAGUGUGUGAACACAGAAGGCUCUUUCCAUUGCUUCUGCAGCCCACCCCUCACCCUGGACCUCAGUCAUCAGCGCUGCGUAAACAGCACCGGCAACAUGGAGGACCUACCUGACCACGACAUCCACAUGGACAUCUGCUGGAAAAAGGUCACCAAUUACGUGUGCAGCCAACCCCUGCAUGGGCGCCGCACCACCUACACCGAAUGCUGCUGCCAGGACGGCGAGGCCUGGAGCCAGCAGUGUGCUCUGUGCCCCCCCAGGAACUCUGAGGUUUACGCCCAGCUGUGCAAUGUGGCCCGGAUUGAAGCGGAGCGGGAGGCCGGGGUCCACUUCCGACCAGGCUAUGAGUAUGGCCCGGGCCCCGACGACCUGCACUACAGCCUCUAUGGCCCAGACGGGGCCCCCUUCUACAACUACCUGGGCCCCGAGGAUGCCGUCCCUGAGCCGCCCUUCCACAAUACAGCCAGCCACCCGGCGGGCCGUGCACCAGUCCCUGAGUCUCCCCUACAGCCCUCAGAACUCCAGCCCUACUACGUGGCCAGCCAUCCAGAGCACGAGGCUGGCUUCGAAGGGCUUCAGGCCGAGGAGUGUGGCAUCCUGAAUGGCUGUGAGAACGGCCGCUGUGUGCGCGUGCAGGAGGGCUACACCUGUGACUGCUUUGAGGGCUUCCAGCUGGACAUGGCCCAGAUGGCCUGUGUGGAUGUGAAUGAGUGUGAUGACUUGAACGGGCCGGCUGCACUCUGCGCCCACGGUCACUGCGAGAACACCGAGGGUUCCUACCACUGCCACUGCUCCCCAGGUUACGUGGCUGAGGCAGGCCCCCCGCGCUGCACCGCCAAGGAGUAGCAGUGAGGGGUCAGUGUGGGCAGCUACCUGGAAAUUGGCCUCAGGCAGGGGCCUUGAGGACGCUUUUCCUCGCUGGGAAGACAUCAGGCAGGAGGCCCUGCAGCCCCACACCCAGCCAGCCCUGCCUUUUUUCAUCCGUCCCAGCUUAGGUUCUGGCUGUGAGCUUGUCACUGCCUCCAUGCCACCAUGCCCUUGCUUGGCUCAAACACCACCAAAUGCUUUAACGCUUCAGCCACGGCCAUGAGGCCCAGUCCGCCAUCUGGCCUGGCCUUGCUAUGGGAUGCUUACCAAAGGAUGGCCCUCCACCCCCUCAACCUGUGCAAACAUGCAAGGUCCUUCAGCCUCAUGCUGCAGACACCCUUUUCCAGCCAUGAUGAUCAUCCUGAUGAUCCCAAAACUGAGUCAGAGGCUACACCUGUCCUGGAGUGGUCCUUCAGAAUCCAUGAAGCAAAAAAAAGAUUGGAGGAAGUUUGGGGAGUGACUCCAACGCCUCCUCCCCCAAGAACGAUCACCGCUGCUCAAUCUGGUCUGGACCAGGUUUUGCCACAACUCCAUCCUAUACUCACUUCUGUGGCCCCAGGGAGGGGCAGGAGAUACCCUCAUCUCAGAGAAGCAAGACUGAUCCGAGCUUGCUGAGUGUAAGAGGCACGAAGGGGAACAAGGAGCCCGAGAGAGCGACAUUAACAAUACGGGGAACGGAUAAGACAGGGAGCCAGGGCUUUACACAAGUCUCAAGAAAACAUUCAGUAGCUUCCAGUAGAUAAACGUUCAAAAUCAACCCAGCGACAGCACCUGAUACACGAGGCCUCUGCCACAAGACAGGGUGCCUAUCUCCAAAGACCUGUAGUCACUGCAUACUGCUCCUCACAGGAAGCAAAUCUCUCCUGGGUUCUCCUUUUGUGGACACCAGUUUGAUGUGCUAAAAAUAGAGAGAUCUGUUUUCUAGCUUGUGAAAUACAGUGCAGUCAUGUUUUGGGGGAAGCCAGAUUUCCUUUGUUGUUUCUCCUCUCUACUCAGAAGCCUCUGCCCUCUUCCCCUUCAUAAAACGGCCGGCUGGCACUCCUCUGAGUUUACAAGUCAAGCCCCACUCCAACCUUGGUGAACUGGGAGUUUAGAACCUCAGUGGAAUAAAGAAAUAUACACCUGGUCUCUCCCGUUUUUGUUUCAUAUUAAACCAGAUUUCUUUACCACGUUGGCAAAGUCUGAAUAUUAGAAAUGAGGCUACGCCUACCCCUUGCCAGCUCUGCCAAUCGUCUAUGAUUGGGUUCCAAUGGGAAAAGUUCCUUUACUCUAAGACACGGAAAACUCCGACUUUGUAUAGCUCUGAUCAAUAACAAUGUAAGUGAACAAGGCUCUGUGUGCCUGUAGACAUGGAGAUGAUACUAUUUUCUUAAUUUAAUCUGUCCUGUCCUACCUGCUGCUCUGAUUGUCAGCCAUCAUAUAAUAACUUAUUGAAUGCUUGCUACAUGCUAGGUAGGCAGUGUUGAAUGCUAUACACAAAUUUCAUUUAAUCAUCCAACAAUCCUACUUACUAUUUUUAUUCCCAACUUACAACUGAGGAAAUAAAGACACAUGAAGCUUAAAUAAUUUGCUCUAGGUCACUAUACCAGUUGAGAUGUUUUCAGCAGAUAAAAAUAUAUAGUUCUUAAAUGUAUGAAAGUAUUCUGACCUUAAUUCAUAAUAAAAGAAAUGCAAGUUAAAACCACACCCAGACACUUUGCCAGAUUGGCAAAGAUCAAGGAGUUUGUUAAGACUCCUGGCUGGCAAUCAUCUGGAGAAAGAGCACAAACUGAUACGACUUCUGAAGAGAAUAAGGCAAUGUCUUUCAAAAUUAUAAAAGCACUUAUUCUUUGAAUCAGUAAUUCCACUUCUAGGAAUUUAACCUUCUGCUAUAUUCUAACCGAAUGUGAAAUGAUAUAUGUAAGAGGUUAUUUAUUAUAGCAUUAUUUGUAAUAGCAAGAUUACAAACAAUUGUUAUGGAGCCCUAAAAAGUGGCUCUAAAUGCCUUGAUAAGAUAUCCAAAAUAGAUUAAGGAGAAAAGGAGGGUUGUAUAACAAAGUGUAACGUAUGCUGCUAUUUGUCUAAAGAAAGGGGAAAGAGAAUUGAGUAUCUGCUAACCUCAACCUUGGCACUCCACCUCACACUGCUUCACAGAACUCCUUACCAUUCUCAGUAUACCCUGCUGGUACUGCGCCUUCUUAAAUGCCAUUCCCAUUGUCCCUCCUCCCAACCCUCACCUUCCUGCUUGCCCUUCCGGGGAUAUUUCAUGCAUCUACACAUGAAUAUUUCCUUGUAUUAAAAACACAAAUAGCCUAUUCUGCAUGCUGUUCUACACUUUGCUUUUUCACGUAUACAUACUUGCACCUAAGAGUUGUCUAGUUCUAUUUUACAAAUGCAUAUUAUUCCAUUGAAUGGAUAAAUCAUAAUUUAUUUAGUCAGUCUCCUAGUGAUGGACAUUUCCACUGUUUCCUAUCUUUUGCUAUUAAAAAUAAUGCUGUAAUGAAUAUUCUUGUGCACAUGUUAUUUCACAUUUUACCUGUGGGGUUAUACCUGUGGGUUAAAUUCUUAGAAACAAUAGUGGUUUGUGGGGAGGGUGACAGGGUGGAUGGGUACAGGACUGGGAGACGUUUCAUUGUAUCCCCUUGUGUGUCUCUUUGAAUUUUGUACCAUAUGUAUUACCUAUUCAAAAACAAAUAAAAUAUUUUUAAAUACA